GAGAGGAGAGAGUUUGAGUGACUGUCACGUCUUUUCUGGGACGAGGCGGGUGUGGGAGACAGUGGGAUAGAGAGAGGGAGAGGGGGAGUGAGAGUGUAAUAGAGAGAGGGAGAGAGAGAGGAAGAGGAGACCAUGAGUUCCUACUUCGUGAACUCUCUCGCCGCCUGCUACGGGCCUGGGUCGGCAGCAGGACUUGACCCCUGCGCCGACGGACUCACAGGAUACGACCGCAACCCCUACCACCACCACCACCAUCACCAAAGCCACCACCACCACCACCCGCACCACCACCACCAACAGCAGCAACAACAACAGCAACAACAGCAACAGCACCACAGCCCGGGAGGUGCAGGAGGUGGUGGAGUCUACUCUCCGUCGCCGUUCGCCACUUCGAGGUACCCUGGCUACCACCACCCGCGCCUCACCCCGGACUCGCGCUAUGGUGACAUUGCUGGAGACUUCUACAACGCUCCUAGACUCACCCACCUCCCCCCUGCCUCCCCUAGCCCGCCCCCCAUCCACCACACGCUCACGGCUGCUCAAGGAGGGUCGGCCUCUUCUCCUUCCUCCUCUCCGCACUCCUUCGUGGAUAGAAAAAUCCCUCCCUCCUGCAUCGACGUACGCCCUAACGGACCUCUCUCCGGGGCGGUCCCUGCUGCCUCCUCCUCCUCCUCAUCCUCCUCAUCUCCGACGUCAUCGUCGUUACAAAAUCUGACCAACAACAACAACAACAACAACAACAGCAACAACAGCGGGAAUAGCGGCGGUGCUGUUGUCGCGGAUUCAAACAGCAACAGCAAGACAAACUGUUCCGCCAACAGCCCUGGAGGCAAUAACAACAACAACAACAACAACACUCACAACAACAACAACAACAGCAACAGUAGCACGUGUAACGGCGGUUACUAUGGCAACCCGCCAGUAAACAACUUCCUGGAAGACAACAAAUCGUGCGAGUCGCCUCCCCUAAGCCAGCGACAGAAGCUCCCCCAACCCGCGCACCAACAACCCGGCGCCCCACCCUCCCCGCCCUCUCCGCCGCCGACAAAACCUCCACCACCACAACAACAACAGCAACAGCAACAACAAAACCGACAGGGCGAGACAAGCGGGGCUGGAUCCCCCACGAGUCAGUCCGACCAGGGCCCCUUCCCGCCGCCCCAGAUAUACCCCUGGAUGCGCAGGAUGCAGUACAGUGCCGGUGAGUCUGAUCAACAUUCCGGAUGUAGUUUGUAGCUUUCUUUUUUGGUAAGAGUUUUACGGUCUUUGCAACACAGUUAGGUCAUGUAAGUGCCGGAGAUUAAAAGUAUUGAUAGAGAGUAACACUGGCGCUCAUAUGACCUUAUGCAGUUGCGAGCACCGUAACUACUCCACU
Molecule: messenger RNA, 1375 nt
Organism: Aplysia californica (California sea hare)
Lineage: Eukaryota; Metazoa; Mollusca; Gastropoda; Aplysiida; Aplysiidae
Product: probable serine/threonine-protein kinase tsuA
Exons: 1
Coding region: 133-1236 (367 amino acids)
Biological process (GO): regulation of DNA-templated transcription
Molecular function (GO): DNA-binding transcription factor activity; DNA binding
Source: RefSeq, a predicted model, not a curated record